Molecule: messenger RNA, 1095 nt
Organism: Lactuca virosa
Lineage: Eukaryota; Viridiplantae; Streptophyta; Magnoliopsida; Asterales; Asteraceae
Source: the annotation of a GenBank genome assembly
AUGGAACCGGGAGACACGAUCAUCGACGGCGGUAACGAGUGGUACGAGAACACCGAGCGACGAAUCGUCGAAGCGGAAAAUAGAGGAUUGCUUUAUCUCGGAAUGGGAGUCUCCGGCGGCGAAGAAGGGGCGCGAAAUGGGCCGUCAUUGAUGCCAGGUGGGUCUUACGAAGCUUAUAAUAACAUUAAAGAUAUCGUUGAAAAAGUUGCUGCUCAGGUUGAAGAUGGACCUUGUGUUACAUACAUUGGAGAAGGCGGGUCUGGUAACUUCGUUAAAAUGGUUCAUAAUGGAAUCGAAUAUGGUGAUAUGCAGUUGAUUUCUGAAGCUUAUGAUGUUUUGAAAAACGUUGGUGGGUUAAGCAACACCGAAUUAGCUGAAAUCUUUGACGAAUGGAACAGAGGCGAAUUAGAAAGCUUCUUGAUUGAAAUCACAGCUGAUAUCUUCAAGUCCAGCAGGGCUGCUGAACUCUCCGUCGCCGCCCCCACCAUCGCCGCCAGUCUUGACUGCCGGUAUCUGAGCGGGUUAAAGGACGAACGAGAGGAUGCGGCCAGGAUACUGGCGGCAGCAGGGCUGAAGGAGGAGGUGGGAACAGUGAGAAGUGGGAUUGACAAGAAGAGAUUGAUAGAUGAUGUCAGGCAAGCUUUAUACGCUUCUAAGAUCUGUAGUUAUGCUCAAGGAAUGAAUCUUUUAAGGGCAAAAAGCAGUGAAAAAAACUGGAACUUGAAUUUUGGAGAAUUAGCUAGAAUUUGGAAAGGAGGGUGUAUUAUCAGAGCUGUGUUCUUGGACAGAAUCAAGAAAGCAUACCAGCGGAACCCUAAUCUUGCAAGCUUGCUGGUGGACCCUGAUUUUGCAAAGGAGAUGGUGCAGAGGCAGGCGGCAUGGCGGCGGGUGGUGGGGCUGGCAAUAUCCGCCGGAAUCAGUACACCUGGCAUGUGUGCCAGCUUGACAUAUUUUGACACGUAUAGGCGUGCUAGGCUUCCUGCAAAUCUUGUUCAAGCUCAAAGGGACUUGUUUGGAGCUCAUACUUAUGAAAGGAUUGAUCGUGAAGGAGCUUUUCAUACUGAAUGGACAAAGCUUGCGAGGAAGAAGGCUUGA